AUGGGAGGCUCACUAUCACGCAUCUGGUCCCUUCUCUGGUCCAAGAAGGAAAUCCGAAUCCUCAUUCUGGGACUUAUCGGCGAGGUCGUCACCACGAUACCCACAAUCGGUUUCAAUGUCGAAUCGGUCACAUAUAAGAAUCUGAAUCUGAACGUUUGGGACCUCGGUGGUCAAACCUCUAUUCGCCCAUAUUGGCGAUGCUACUAUGCCAACACCGCCGCAGUGGUCUUCGUCAUCGACUCCACAGAUAUCGAGCGGCUGGGGACCGCGGCAGAUGAACUGGCAGCUAUGCUGAGUGAGGAAGAACUCUCCGAUGCGGCGUUGCUGGUGUUUGCCAAUAAACAGGACCAACCCGGUGCCAAGGGUGCUGGCGAGAUUUCAGAGGCUUUGAAGCUUGGAGAGCUGCGGGACCGAAACUGGAGCAUUGUCGCUUGCUCGGCCAUUGAUGGAAAGGGUAUCAACGAAGGAAUGGAUUGGCUAGUGUUCUGCAUACUUUGCUUAUCUUCUGAAGUUGGACCCCGCAUCUGCUAUCACCUUAACAGCAGAACUUCACCUCUUGGAUUCAUCUUGGAAUAA
Molecule: messenger RNA, 576 nt
Organism: Penicillium salamii
Lineage: Eukaryota; Fungi; Ascomycota; Eurotiomycetes; Eurotiales; Aspergillaceae
Source: the annotation of a GenBank genome assembly